Molecule: messenger RNA, 525 nt
Organism: Adineta ricciae
Lineage: Eukaryota; Metazoa; Rotifera; Eurotatoria; Adinetida; Adinetidae
Source: the annotation of a GenBank genome assembly
AUGAUUCUCAUUCAAUUUCUCUUGACGAGUUUCGUUGUGUUAAUCGAUGGUAAACCAAGUAUUCUCGAUGAUCAGGUCACUUCUUCAAAUGCAAUGUUUCUGAAACCUAAAGCGAGUAUAAUGCGUCAUCUCAAUCCGUUGAAACUUUUGUUUACAGUCGCUUAUGUUCCUGACCGCAAUCCACAAUAUUCAAUCGAAUGGAAUCUACCUCUUUUGAAGACUAUGCUGUUGGAAAGUUCAUUUGUUACCGAUGAAGAUAAAGCUUUGUUCAUCAAUGACUUCAGUGAACAACUCUCGGAUUAUGCAAAUUGGUCAGACGAAAAACACUACGACUUGGAGCGUUUUACUGAGAAAUAUUUUAAUAUCUACAAAUCCCCUGAUACAUUCUUGCCAUUGGUCGAUUGUCCUGCUUUAACUCAUGCUCUUACAGAUGCAAUGAUCGACGAUCUUCAACCAAACAUUGAGCAAUCAAAACGAGCAGCUAUACGUGCACGAGCAGUCGAACGAUUAUGUAAUGCUGCAUAA